AUAGGAUCAAAAUUGCAAUUUCCAAAAGAUAGUAAUAGUACAAGAUAUAGAGCCCUCCUGCACCGAAGAAGUCGCUGGUGCCGGGUUGUAUGUUUUGUUCUCUUUCUCGAUUGGGCCAAGUCUCGUUACGCUUCGGUUUUAUAUGUUCCGUCUUCUUGUAUAAAUAUGCCUCCCAUUUCAUACGAUCAAAUCGUGCUAAAUGGCGAAGGGCAUUUUAUCAAGACUCUUCUCCUGCGCCAGCCCCCACUACAUAGCUGGCAGCGGCAGCGGCGGUGGCGGUAACAGCAACAGUAACAGAGACGCUAGCACCUCGCCGCAGCACAGUCUCUCUUCAAGUCUUAUGGACGAGAACAUCGCCUUUGGCGAGUCUAUCAUUACCAAAUGGGACUCCGACUCGUCCGACUACGCCAUGCUCACCUCCCUCUUCUCGGAUGGCCACGGCGAUGCCGCCCGCUUCCUACGGGCAGUCGCGGACCUCCGUCGCGCCAUGCUCUUUUACUUCUCCCCAGAUUGCCCCGAUCCUUCGUCCAUCCGCGUCCAAUCCCUCAUUCGCGCACAAAGCCUAAUGCAGUCCGCCAUGCGCAGCCUCGAGAAGGAGUUUCACCGCAUCCUCACAGCCAAUCGUCACCGCCUUGACUCCGUUUCCCUCUCCUCCUCAUCCUCAUCUUCAGACGACGAUGAAAUCGGUCUUUUCUCAUCUAACGCCAUCGCCGACCUUCGCUCCAUCGCUGAAUCAAUGAUGGCCAACGGCUAUGGCAUGGAGUGCGUCCGGAUCUACAAGGUCCUCCGCAAGUCGAUUCUCGAGGAAGACCUAUUUCUCCUCGGAUUUGACAUCCGCCUUCCCUACUCCAAUUUCCAUAAGAUCGAUUGGCCGGUCCUCGACAUCAGGAUCAAAUCCUGGCUCGCCGCCGCUCGGAUCUCCUUCCCCGCCCAUUUCGCCGCGGAGCGCCUUCUGUGCAGCCAGGUCUUCGAUUCCUCAGACUCGGACGAUCUCGAUCUGACCGAGUCCUGCUUCGCCGAUGUUGCAAAUGCCGCCGCCCUCCAGUUUCUCUCUUUCCCUGAAUCCAUCGCGAAAACCAAACCCUCCCCCGAAAAGCUCUUCCGCAUCCUCGAGCUUCACCAGGCGCUCUCCGACCUCUUUCCACAAAUUGAAUCGACCUUCUCCUACGAAUCCACGGCAUCGGUAAAGGUAAAGGCGCUCGAAACCCUCCAAGCCCUAGCCGAAGCAGCUCGCAAUUCGCUCGCGGAGUUCGAGGUUGCCGUUCAGAAGGAAUCGUCGAGGAUCCUUAUUCCCGGCGGCGGGGUCCACCCUCUCACCCGGAACGCGAUGAACUUCCUCGCCUCCCUCGCUGAUCACGUGCCGGCACUCAUCCAUGUCUACGCCGGCGUCCCCUUCCGCCCGCCGGAGCCGCUGCCGGAGAUCUCUGCUCCGUGCCCAUCGACAAUUGUGCCGGCAGCAGUAUCGGACAGGAUCGCAUGGCUGCUGCUCGUCGUUCUCUGCAAGCUGGAUCACAAGGCGGAGUUCUACAAGGAAGUAGCUCUCUCCUACCUCUUCUUGGCGAACAAUGUCCAGUAUGUGGUAAACGAAGUGAAGAGAAGUGGUCUUAAGAUUAUUUUAGGAGCGAGGUGGGCAGAGAUGCAUGAGGACACGGCGAGGCGAUACUCGGAAAGAUAUGUGAGGCUUGGACCGCUUGGUUGGGGAAAGGCGGCGGCGGCGUUUGAGGAGGCGGCGGCUGCCCAGGAGGGAAGGCUGGUGGAAGAUGAGAGGAUGAGGGAGGACGUGAAGACUGAGGUAGAGGAAAUGAUUUUGCCGGCGUACCAAGGAUUAUAUGAAAGCUUGACGGCUGCGCGCGGUGGUGGAAUGGUGGAGCCGGCGGCGGCGUCGGUUCGGUUCUCACCGAAGGGCUCACGAGAUCGGAUCGAGCAGGUUUUUGUUGAACCGCUUGGUUCAGAGUCGUCCGGUUCGGUGAACUGGUCGUUUAGUACAAGCUCCUAAAUUUUUUUCUGGGUGCUUGUUUAUACUUUGGGGAUUUACACAUAUGCCAAUAACUUUUACAUAAUUACGUAUUUAAUAUUUAAAAAAUUUAUAUUUAUCUA
Molecule: messenger RNA, 2097 nt
Organism: Dendrobium catenatum
Lineage: Eukaryota; Viridiplantae; Streptophyta; Magnoliopsida; Asparagales; Orchidaceae
Product: exocyst complex component EXO70H1
Exons: 1
Coding region: 200-1996 (598 amino acids)
Biological process (GO): exocytosis
Cellular component (GO): exocyst
Molecular function (GO): phosphatidylinositol-4,5-bisphosphate binding
Source: RefSeq, a predicted model, not a curated record